Molecule: messenger RNA, 1260 nt
Organism: Xylona heveae TC161
Lineage: Eukaryota; Fungi; Ascomycota; Xylonomycetes; Xylonales; Xylonaceae
Exons: 2
Coding region: 1-1260 (419 amino acids)
Source: RefSeq, a predicted model, not a curated record
AUGCAUCCUUCGCACCUUGAACUUCUUGGGCAAGCCCAGGAUGGACAUCGGAGACCUGCUCAGGACUCGCCUCGCUCAGUCAGCCAGUUAAGAUCCGAGUCUAGCAGGCAGCGAUCAGACGACUCCUGGGUUGAGAUAUCUUCUCAGCCGUCCUCCUCCUCGCUCUCUUCGAUUGCAGAUGAAGUCGUGACGACUGGUCUUCGCGUGCAACAUGAGUCCGGAUCCCGCCGACGCCGCAGAGGUCCUCCCGGUAGUUUGAUUGAAGCUUCCUUGGUUCCUCGUCCGGCCAGCGCAGGAAGCAGCCAAGAGGAAUAUGACGAGAGCGAAAGCGACGUCGACCCUGUCAUGACAUCGUCAAACGAAGAGCUUGCGCCUCCUCAAACAAUGCGUAAUCAGGGAUCUAACAGGCCGUUCGCAGAGCCUCUCUUGGAUGAAACUACUUUCGAUGGGGAUGAUGCUGAUGAGGAGGGCACCGCUCUUGGCGUUCGUGAGGAGGAAAUGGUCUUCACACCUCAACCAAACGCUUUCUCCCACCCACCACAAUCUCAAUCUGACCGCCCCCGGCACGAGAUCCCCGGAUCAUACUUUCCUGCCCCGCGUCCCGCUUCUCGAAGUCCGCUCCAGAGACACUCCUAUCCAGGUCAGCGUCGACGACAGCACGCUCCUUUCAACGUCAUAUCUCCCUCCUAUCAGGCUGAAAACGAUGCGGCGCUGCGUGCUAGCCUCUCCACCUUACUCUCUUGCGCCGCUGCUGCCCGCGGCUUACCCAAACAUAAUCAGCCCAGUGCGACCGCUGUGGGCGCAUCGGGUCGGGUUGAACCCGCCACCCUGAGGAUGGUUCCCGAAUCGGACCUUAUGGGCGAAGAAGACAGUGUCAAGCAGGUUCAAGAGUCCCCUAAGCCUGCCCGACGGACAUCUGGCGCCUCGUCGCGCAGCACCAGCGCUGCCGCGAGCGUCACCGCCGACAAGGGAAAGCGACGAUCCAGCAGCGGAAAGGAGCGGCGUGUAGCAAAGAAGGUCCGCCGUAGUCCCGAUGAAAACAUUUCUCCGACUCUGUUGACUUGGAUUGUCUCUGCUGGUGUUGUCGUCUUGGUCAGUGCCAUUAGUUUUUCGGCUGGUUAUGCUAUGGGCAAGGAAGCCGGCAAAGCUGAAAUGGGCGUCCUCGGUACCAGUGAAGGAUCAAGCUGUGGACAAGAGGCAAUGAAAGGUGGGCUUCGGAAGCUUCGUUGGGGCGCGGCCUCGGCGUCUGUGCGUGCCUAA